This is a messenger RNA of Trematosphaeria pertusa, 921 nucleotides long. RefSeq lists its product as uncharacterized. The coding region runs from base 1 to 921 and encodes 306 amino acids. The record is from RefSeq and is a predicted model, not a curated record. The transcript has a single exon. Lineage: Eukaryota; Fungi; Ascomycota; Dothideomycetes; Pleosporales; Trematosphaeriaceae.
AUGCCACUAACCCACACCCUACAUUGUUCAAGACACCUAAACAACACCCGCCCCUUUCAACCUCUCUUCACAACACACAAACAAGUCUCAUAUAAGCAAACAUUGCCCCAUAUUCUUACCCGCCCUCAAACCGCCCGCAUGUGCCGCAUCACCAUCGCCCCUCUCCGCUCAGAGCGCAAGCACACUCACGAACGCCCUACCAUACAGCAAGACCCCUCAGCAGCUUAUCCUCCCACCACUCAUAACGCCACCCCUACACACCGCCACACGAUGUACGCCCCGCGAACUGCGACGACGCCUGCGGGCGUGUUCUUGUCGCCUGCUUCAGCCGCACUCUCACAUUCGCAUUCCCACUCCACGUCCUCAUCUUCGUCCUCAUCUUCCUUGAGCGCCAUACCAAGCAUAGACCAGGAGUUCCAGAACUACUACGCGAUCCUCCGGCUUGACCACUGGGCGACCUCCGAGGAAAUCAAAGACGCAUACAGGAAGUUGCGCGCCGAGUAUUUCCACACUGACGCGGGCAAGUACCGCGCGCUGCAGGAAGCGUACGCGGUGCUUGUAGACCGCAAUGCACGGUGGAACUAUGAUUGCGUGUAUCGUGAGCGCAUUGGCGUGCCGCAGCCUCCUCUGCCGCAUACACACUCUGGCUCGUUGCGUAUGCAGAAGGGCGGCUUUGUUAAGCAGGCGCAGGAGAUGAUGGUAGUAGAAGUGAAGAAGAAGGAAGAGGAAGUGAAGAGGAAGAACGAUCCGAACUGGGUGCUUAAGCACCACAAGCAGGUGUUCAAGCCGGUGUUGGGGACGCGGCCGUAUCAGAGCUUUGUGCCGAUAUUGGCGGUAUAUGAAGGUAGGCAGGCGCAUCCGACGUUGAAGUGUCAGCGGCCGCGGUAUGUGGGUAGUAUGGCGAAGAAUGCUCGGCCGUGA